This is a messenger RNA of Manis javanica (Malayan pangolin), 939 nucleotides long. Its product is annotated as melanoma-associated antigen B10-like. NCBI's taxonomy places the organism in Eukaryota, Metazoa, Chordata, Mammalia, Pholidota, Manidae. Gene Ontology annotation, cellular component: nucleus. Gene Ontology annotation, biological process: negative regulation of transcription by RNA polymerase II. The record is from RefSeq and is a predicted model, not a curated record.
AUGCCUCGGGGUCAGAAGAGUAAACUCGUGCGUGAGAAAUGCCGCCAGGCCCAGAGUGAGGCUCAGUGCCUCCAGGCUGCUGAGGCCACUGCAGCAGAGAAGGAAGAGCCCCAUUUCUCCCUCUCUCCUCCUUUUGGUGAUAAUUCCCAGAGCGCCAAGAGCCAAGAUAAGGAAAGACCAAGUACCUCCUGGGCACCACCCAGCACUGACGAUCACCUAAGAACCCCUCUAGAUGAGAAGGCAAUUCUGCUGGUGCAAUUCCUGCUGCGAAAGUAUCACAAGAGGGAGACCGUAAUGAAGGAAGACGUGAUGAAGCAUGUCAUCAAAAAGGACAAGGAGCACUUCCAUGGGAUCCUCCGGAAAGCCUCCGAGCUAAUGGUGCUGGCCUUUGGCACUGAUGUGAAGGAAGUCGACCCUACCAGGCACUGCUAUGCCCUUGGCAGGAAGUUGCAGCACACCUCUGAUGAGAGGCUGAGGGGUGAGGAGAUCAUGCCCAAGACCGGCCUCCUGAUGACCAUCCUCUGUGUGAUCUUCAUAAAGGGCAACUGUGCCACCGAAGAGGAUAUCUGGGAAGUGCUUAAUGUGAUGGGGAUGUAUGCUGGAAGGAAGCACUUCAUCCAUGGAGAUGUCCAGAAGCUCGUCACUCAAGAUUUGGUGCAGGAGAGCUACCUGGAGUACCAGCAGGUGCCCAACAGUGACCCUCCACGCUACAAGUUCCUGUGGGGCCCGAGAUCCCAUGCCGAAACCAGUAAAAUGAAAGUCCUCGAGUUCUUGGCCAAGAUGCACAAUACGGUUCCCAGUGCCUUCCCAUCCUGGUAUGAAGAGGCUUUGCAAGAUGAAGAGGAAGGAGUCCGGGCCAGAUUUGCAGCCAUGCUUCAUACUGGUGGCCAGGCCAGUGUGUGUUCCAUGGUUAAUUCUGGCAGCUUCCCCCACAUGUAA